CAGCCAACAGGCUAAGAGCAAUUAAGUAGCACCAAGGCACAAGCUCUCGUGAGAUCUACUUAGUACUUUCCGUACGUCGUUUCAUCACUCAUAUGAACCUUUUACUUCUAUUUUACUCGUCUCAUCCGCGUUUACUAUUUUUCUCACUGUAAUUUAUUUUUUCGUUUUUCCGACUAUUGUUACGACCUCAGCACCACUUCUGCGUGACUGUCUUGUUCGAUGUAGUAUUUUUAGAUACUUGUUAUUUUUUUGGGAACUAUCUCUGUCUGGUCAGCAAAUUUUUCGGUACUAUUUGGACUUGGUUCAUCAAAGUGGCUGUCACAGUCUGUAUAAAUAGAGGACUUCAAUGAGAUCUCGGAUAUCGUAACAAAAUCUUAACACUCAUGAAAUCAAUCAUUUAACAUUUUGGUAGCACAAAUAAGUAUUAUUGAAGUGAACUACAGUCAUGAAGAACAGAAAUGGAGAAACUCUAAAUAUGCAGCGGAUACCAGACAUGGAUAAAGAGAGCAAUCCUACAACGCCAUUGAACGUAGAAGCACAAGAUUAUAAUCCUCAUGAACAUCGAAACAGGCCGCAUCCUACAACGAACGCUGAAACGCUUAUUCAUAUGCUAAAGGGUAGCUUGGGCACUGGCAUACUUGCAAUGCCAAAUGCCUUCUGCAACAGUGGUCUUAUCACAGGAACCAUAGCAACAGUUCUCAUAGGCAUUCUUUGUACGUACUGUCUUCAUGUUCUUGUCAAAGCGCAGUAUGAGCUUUGCAAGCGUCUCAAAGUUCCUAUUCUUAGUUAUCCCCAGAGUAUGAAAGUGGCACUGGAACAGGGACCCACGGUAUUCAGGCGGUUCGCUCACAUUUCACCAAUAAUCGUAGAUGGAUUUUUGAUAGUGUAUCAACUGGGAAUAUGCUGUGUAUACAUUGUUUUCGUAGCAACGAAUAUAAAACAGGUUGCCGAUCAUUACACAACACCAUUGGACGUUAAAAUACACAUGUUAAUAUUAUUGGUACCACUAAUAAUUAUUAACUACAUUCGCAAUCUAAAACUUCUGGCUCCAUUUUCCAGUUUUGCGAACGUUAUUACAUUCGUAGGAUUAGGAAUGAUUUUAGUUUAUGUUUUUAAUGAUCUACCGUCGAUCUCUGAAAGGGAAAUGUUCGGAUCCGUGAGAAAUUUUUCUCUCUAUUUUGGAACAACUUUAUUUGCUCUGGAAGCUGUUGGAGUUAUAAUUGCACUGGAAAACAAUAUGAAAACACCACAAAACUUUCGUGGCACAUGCGGAGUCCUUAACAUUGGAAUGGUUGUGAUCGUCAUUUUGUACAUUAUUGUUGGAUUUUUUGGAUAUGUUAAAUAUGGGCCCGAAGCUGCUGGCAGUAUCACAUUAAACUUACCUAUGGAUGCUGUGAUGGCUCAAUGUAUUAAAGUUAUGUUUGCUGUCUCAAUAUUCAUCACUUAUGCGCUACAAGCGUACGUACCUGUUGAAAUAAUGUGGUCAACUUAUCUCGAUCACCAUAUUAAGGAAAACAAACUGUUUUGGGAAUACGUGUGCAGAACCAUCGUGAGUUUGGUCACAUUCAUUUUGGCAAUCUCAGUACCACGACUAGGUCUGUUCAUCUCACUUUUUGGAGCUCUAUGUUUGUCAGCCCUGGGCAUUGCUUUCCCUGCAAUUAUCGAAAUAUGCGUACUGUGGCCAGAUAAGUUUGGACCAUGCAAAUUCGUACUUUUGAAGGAUAUAACUAUAAUAAUUUUCGGUUGCAUUGGUCUUGUCGUCGGUACAUAUAUUAGUUUGUUUGAUAUCAUCGAGUCUUUUAAAUAAGAAUUUGAAUGAAAGUAAAU
This is a messenger RNA of Copidosoma floridanum, 1827 nucleotides long. RefSeq names its product proton-coupled amino acid transporter-like protein acs. Gene Ontology annotation, biological process: amino acid transmembrane transport. Lineage: Eukaryota; Metazoa; Arthropoda; Insecta; Hymenoptera; Encyrtidae. Gene Ontology annotation, molecular function: L-amino acid transmembrane transporter activity. Gene Ontology annotation, cellular component: vacuolar membrane. The record is from RefSeq and is a predicted model, not a curated record.